Molecule: messenger RNA, 3794 nt
Organism: Sus scrofa (pig)
Lineage: Eukaryota; Metazoa; Chordata; Mammalia; Artiodactyla; Suidae
Source: RefSeq, a predicted model, not a curated record
CACCUUACUUUCCAUGACCUUCGGCCUGGAUGUCACCUCCGACCACGUUCCUGAUUCACGGGCAGUUUGUAACUGGCUCUGCCAGUUCCCUGACUCGCAGAGCACGGCAAAAGGAAGAGCCCGGCUGCCUGAAUCCAGAGCCCGGCUUGCCCUUCCCAGCUCGUCCUCCAAAGUCUCAGCCGGAUGCGUUUCCUGGGACCCCCCCCCCACCGCUGCCCCCCACAACCCACCCUGAGAUAAGCAGGUCACAUCUCAAGCAGGAGUCACCCAGGGCAGGGCCACCUGGUCAUGACACCUCCAAGGCCCACCAGGAGUUUCGGGAUGACUGGCUCAUUUUUAUCCCUCAACUGUGUACCAAGCAAUUUUAUCGCGCGGUCCCGGUAUUUUCCGAAGCUUUGUUUGCUCCCCGCUCUACUGGCUGGGCCUUUCUGGUAGAUAAAGUCCAGGCAAGGGCGGGAGAGGACUCUUGUCCUUUCACAAAAGGGUGUGACACGGCACUGCCCCCACAAACACACACGCACGCACACACCAUACACACACACACCUGCACCCCUCCCACCACACACGUCCCCCCAGGACGCACCCCUCACACAUCCCUCAUGAACCCACCCCCCCCCACACACACCUCUCCCACGGUCCCCGCACACCCACACCCAACACACGCACAGUCUAUCCCAGGUUCACUCUCCCCACACCCCACACAAACCCACAAUCCUCUCACCUACACCUUCCACACACCUCGAGAGCCCCCGCCCCCGACGUCCUCCCCCACUGCACACGUGUUCACACACACACCCCAACACACACCUAAAGACCUCACACUCACAUGGCCUCCACCCUCCAUCCACCCUGUUCUCACACACACGCCCUCACACCUACCAGGCACGUACGAGAAACACACACCCAGAGAAGCGAACACACCCACUCCUGCUCCCGCGACCAGAGCCAAAGGCAUGGAAGGUGCACAGGCCUGAGCCCGGGAAAGGUAACUUUUCCAACACGCAGCCCCUCCCCUCUAUCACGCAGGGGCCGUGGGGCGCCAGGUCGGCUCAGCGCACCUGCUGGAGCAGCAGUGGGGGGAGCAAGGGUUUCUCUAUACCUGGAGAAUUUUCCAUCCAGAGGCAGAGCACAGAAGUGCACGGAAGAUGCGAGAUGCUUUCCGUGAGAGAAGUGCGGUCCAGCCCGGGGCUCUGAAGGCCCCGACGAGGAAGAGGUCCUCCCGGCUGGCAAGGCAGGGCUGGUGUGUGGCUUGAUGUCUGGCCUGGGUCCUGAGCAACAGGUGAGAACCAGACAGGCAGAGCCGGCACUGGGGAAGUGCCAGAGGGAAGGACCGCAGAAAGGGAAGGAUGAAAGAGUGGCCCUGAAAGGGGGAGCCGACGCCUGAGACCGGGCUGUGGGCGCCCGCGGCUGAACUUGGAGGAGGGGGGAAGCCAGGUGAGGACUCCCCCACUUGGGAAGUAAGGAGGGCCUUCGGCGGCUUUGGGGACUGGAUCGCCACACGGCUGGGCUCUGCUCGAGGAAUAGGAACCUGGUGUCACGCGCAGGGUGGGCUGGGGAGAAGAGGCACAGAGACAGGGGACCAUUUACGUGCAGGUGGUAGGACUGAAAUGAUGGCCACAGGGAGGAGGCAGAGGGACAGAGACAGCGUGGCAGAUGACAGAUGGGCCGGCAAACGUCCCCGGCUCCCUCCGCGGUGGGGGGUGUCAAAGGCUCCGGAAAACACUGCCACAUAGAAAGAAGUGGUCAGGAGGCAAGGAUGGGCUUAAAACGAGGCAUCUUUGUACGUGCAGACGGAGGGUGCCAACAGUACCAAGGAGCAGAACUACCCAACUGGCGAUGAGUGUGCAGGCUUUAAACUCAGAAGGGGCAUCAGACAUGGAGAUGGAGGAGCUGGGGCCAGGACCGAGGACGGGAUUGUAGAGGCCGGGAAGGUGGAGGGAAGACGGAGAAAAUGGGAGGAAGAGGAAGGAUGGGAAAACCCCUGGAAGGAGGCGCCCGCAUCACCCUAGCAUCGCUGUGAGGAGAGCGUUAUUAUUGCAAUUCCCCUUUCCGACUGUCCAGCACAGGCAGCUCGACUCGAUACUGUGUAAUAACCCACAUGGAAAAGAAUCUGGAAAAGAAUAGCUGUGUGUAUAACUGAAUCACUUUGCUGUAUACCUGAAACUAACACAACACUGUAAAACAACUACACUCCAAUAUAAAAUAAAAAUCAGUUAAAAAAUAAAUUAAAUAAAUAAAAUGCCAAAAAAUGUCCCCUUUUCAGAUAAGGAUGUUGAGGAGCAGAGAGGCUCAGUGGCUGGCCUAGCCUAACGGAACCAGUGAGUGAUGGAGCCGGAAGGGGAAACCGGGGUACCUGCCCUAUCCUUCAGACCCUUCCCACUAGACCAGGGGCUGGCAGACUACGGCCCAUGGGCCAAACCUGGCCCCUCUCUUCUUUUUAUAAAUCAAGUUUGUUUUUGGCCACACCCACAGGACACAGAAGUUCCAGGGCCAGGGAUGGAACCCACACCACAGCAGUGACAACGCUGGAUCCUUAACCCACUGAGCCACCAGGGAACUCCUACAAAUCAAGUUUUAGGGUGGGCCGGAGCCAGAUGGCCCAGCUGGUCUGAAGGGUGCCUUCUUCAGAGGAGGGGCUGCAGAAAAUGGAGCAGGACGGCAGGUGGAGGAAAGGAAGCCAGCAGAGGAGAAAAGAGGAAGCGGAGGUUACAAAUGGAGGAGCCUGUCUGGCUGUGCCCAGGACGGAGCCAGGUCCUUCUGCUGGAGAAGCAUCAAAGCAGACCAAUGCCCUGUCUUUGCAGCACUUCCCGUAGACCCAGGAGGAACCAGAGGCCAUAAGACACAGGCUCCCAAAGCCCCACUAGGAUGCCCAGGAAUGGCCACAAGCGCCAGGCGUCUUGCACGCUCCGUCAAAAGACUGGCACUCCAGAUCUGGGCCCCUGACACCACUGCUGGCACCCCAGCUGUUUGGGAGGGUCUGGGAAGCCCCGAACUUUCACGCAGUGGGGCUUUUAUGGCAACAGCUCUACUGUGGGCUUGGACACCGAACGAACGAGAAGUCCUGGCCUCCACUGUUCCUCUUGUCAAUUUUCCUCACAGAACUACUGAGACCAAGUACAAAAGUCCAAGGGGGCCUCCUGUGAGCAGGUAUCACUCGGAAUCGCAGCCCCUUCCACCCCUCGGCUCUGGAUGGACCGUGAGCCCCGGAGCCGUGGGAGCUGCAUGCAUCCGCAUCCCUCAUCCAUCUCUCGGUACCGGCCCGACGGCACGCGGCGGCGCAUUUCAACAUGCUGGCUCCAGAGGCCAAGUGCAGAGCCAUGGCUGAGCGCGGGAGGCCCCUCCUCGGUGCUGGACACUGGGCACCACCUGUGCUGCCCGCCCCGUGAUAGCCAGGCCACGUGGGGGCUCACACCGAGCUUUAAGUCACAUGAAACCCUCCGGGCAGGUUUCGGACCAGCAAGCUCGAUUCUGCCACGCUGUCCCUGUGUCACUCACCCAUUUCUUGAUCCUAAGAGCAGGACUCUAUUGUUGUCUUAAUUCAAUUGCCUCUAGUCAAAUGCAACCCAAAUACAGCAACUAGGAGGGUCCACCUUCACGGUUCAUCAGACGGGCUCAUGCCAGUCACCUGUGCUUGAGCUGCCCCUCGAAUUUAUAUUUCUCUGCCCUAAUUUUAUACUGUUUAUUUAUGUCUCACCAUAAAUGGGGACGUGUUCCUUAGAAGCUGCCUUAGAUCUUUUAUGGUUUGACGUAGCUACCUAAAUUAAAACGUCAAUGGGCCUUUUGUUUUAACAUGA